AUGGCAGCUGCAGCAGUCCAGACUUACACUCCCGCGUCAUACGACCACCGCGCCGUUGAUGCCAUGACUGACGUCGACGUGGCAGCCCAGCGACUCCAGGAACUCAACGGCCUGGAUCACAUGAAGUCCUGCAUCAGAGACGUCUUCAUGAAGCACGGCGUUGACAAAGUGUUCGGCGUCGGUCUCCUCCACCGCCACUACGACGUUGCCCCCAACGAGAAGAUCAUCGAGCUUGGUCCAGUCUCGUCGCCCUGGGUUGUAGGCGAUGACGAAGUCGUGACUGGCGGCUCAGUUCUCCCUCACACCUGGCGCGUCUUUGACGGUGAACUCAAGCCCACAGAGUUCAAGUUCGUGCCACAGCGUGAUCUCUCAAACGUCGAUCGGCCUGUCUUCCCAGCUGCCUUUGUCAAGGAGCUUAUUGGCGUGCUGCAGGAGACAGGACUCGAUGAGGUUCUCGGCGUGAGCCUGUACGAGGCUGGAGAUCCUGACAACGAGACCAUGGAAGUGACAUAUGGCCGCAGUAGCAUCGUCAUUCCUUCUACAGGUCUUAUCGGCUCCAAGGUUAUUGGCCCACAGGGUUUUGACGCAUUCCAAGCUGCCUGGACUUUCAGCAAGAAGGAGGGCGAGGACGUUGUUGCUCACCAUGGCAUCUGCGCUGCAAUGGGUGUCGAUGACGGUGUCACAGCUCGACAUGGGAUCUGUGCCGCGAAGGCUGCUGAUGAUGGGAUGACCGCCCGCCAUGGUAUCUGCGCAGCCAAGAUAAACGAUGGUGUCCAAGCACUACACGGCAUCUGUGCAGCUAAAGCUGAAACCGGCUUUGAGGCCCGUCACGGUAUUUGCGCCGCAAAGGCCAAUGAUGGUGUUAACUCUCGUCAUGGUAUCUGUGCUGCCAAAGCCCCUCGAGGACGUACUGACGGAGUUACGUCUCGCCACGGUAUCUGUGCUGCCAAAGCGGCUGACGAGGGUAUGACAGCUCGUCAUGGUAUCUGCGCCGCAAAGGCCGACGAUGGCUUUACGGCACGCCACGGCAUCUGUGUUGCAAAGGUCUCCGAGGAUGGUAUCAACGCUCGACAUGGUAUUUGCGCCGCCAAGGCCGCUGACGAAGGAAUCACCGCUCGCCAUGGCGUCUGCGCUGCAAAGGCUGCUGAGGGCAUCAAGGCGUACCACGGUAUCUGUGCAGCCAAGUCUAUCGAAGACGGUGUCAAAGCUCACCACGGAAUUUGCGCUGCCCGCAUUGCGGAAGAUGGUCUCAAGACCAGGCAUGGAAUUUGCGCUGCGAAGGUUUCCAACGAGGGAAUGACUGCUCGCCACGGUAUCUGCGCCGCACGUGUUGCUAAUGGGGAUGGAAUGAAGAUUUAA
Fusarium fujikuroi IMI 58289 is the source of this 1359-nucleotide messenger RNA. RefSeq lists its product as uncharacterized. The transcript has 2 exons. Lineage: Eukaryota; Fungi; Ascomycota; Sordariomycetes; Hypocreales; Nectriaceae. The record is from RefSeq and is a predicted model, not a curated record. The coding region runs from base 1 to 1359 and encodes 452 amino acids.